AUGGACAUUACGGGGCUCACUUUAAACGAGCAUUUCCUCCUCGUGCGCGCUGAUGGUGACGUGCAUUCUAUUGAUGGCCAAAUGUUUUUCCAUCAUGUUUCAAAAUCUAAACCAUCACUACUGGAUAUUGCAGCCAUACAUGACCUAAUUGAAAUUGUGGGACGUAAGGACAUUCAGAUGAUAUUAAACGAUAAGAAAACUGUGAAGAAGAAGAUUUGGGAAAAAAUUGGUGUAGAACUAAAAGAAAAGUAUAAUUUUGGAACAAGAGAUGAAGGAUCUGUUUGCUCGCAGAAGUGGCGCAACCUUGAAAGUGCUGUGAUGCACUUUUUACAGAAUGCUGGUGCUGGCAGUUUUGGUAACGGAAAAGGAAAGAAACCAGCAUUUUAUGAUGAGGUAUCACCUACACUCAUUACCUCUAAAGAGCAACCAGCGACGAUUCCGAAUGCUCCAAAUUCUUCAAAACAAACGAACAUAAGGAUUUGUAAUACUGAGUCUGAAAAUGCAUCAUCAAAUGAAAACGAUGGAAGCCCAUUCAUUCAUGUAAAGUCAUCCACGAAGUCAAAGAAACCUAGGAUUGAUAACACCUGCAUCCUGGAUUUUCUGAAAAAUGAGGCUGAGGAACGCCGUAAGCAAAAUGAAAGUUUAAUGAAACUAAUGCAAGAUUCAAAUGAUACUAAGAAAGCUUUUCUCAAUAUCAUUACCAAUAUGUUGAGCCACAACACAAGCUCAAAUAAAACUACUAAUUAAAAAACAUUGUAAUUUACAAAUAGGUAGCUAACAUUGAUUAACACAAGCAU
Messenger RNA from Nylanderia fulva, 797 nucleotides. The record is from RefSeq and is a predicted model, not a curated record. NCBI's taxonomy places the organism in Eukaryota, Metazoa, Arthropoda, Insecta, Hymenoptera, Formicidae.